AACGUGAAAUCUUGGGGGGAGGGGGGACGCGAAAGAGACACACGCUACUUUCUCCCAGUUUCGCGUCGACGUUCAAUCUGGUUCAAACGGGAGUCGUGAAACGGAGGUAAAAAACAACACAGGGGAAACAGAGAGGAAGAAGGCACAAGCGGAAAAUAAAGGAGGUGGAGGAAAAAGUGAAAUAACAGGAGAUUAGCGGGAAGACUGGAGGGACAGGCUGGAAAGAGAGCUUGAAGACACUGCGCAAGUGGAGAGCGAGACUUGCCAUUUAUUUUUAGAGGUCUCUGCUUUUGUGUGAAGAUUUUUUGUUUCUCAUCUGCAGACCGAAAGGAGGUGACACCAUGACAACAGAAAUGCAGGAGAUCGCCAUCACAGAGGAGAAGCCUUUACUCACGGGUCAGGCUGACACCACCAAGGAUGCUGAACUGGCGGCUAGGAUACUCCUGGACCAAGGACAGGAGCACAAUGUUGAGACCCCUCAUGGUGUCCUGCACGUGACCCUCCACGGCACGCGAACCACCCGCAGGCCCGCUAUCCUCACCUUCCACGAUGUGGGUCUGGACAGUAAGAGCUGCUUCUCCCCUCUGUUUAAGUUCGAGGAGAUGCAGGAGAUUGUCAAGAAUUUCACCCUGAUUCAUAUCGAUGCUCCGGGACAAGAGGAGGGGGCCGCCGCCUACCCGACAGGUUACCAGUAUCCCUCCAUGGAGACCAUAGCAGAGAUGAUCCCUGCUGUCCUGCAGUUUUUCAACUUCCGUACUGUAAUCGGAGUGGGUGUGGGAGCAGGAGCGUACAUCCUCUCCAAGUUCACACUCGCGAACCCAGAUUCAGUGGAGGGUCUGGUUCUGAUCAACAUUGACACUAACGCCCGUGGAUGGAUAGACUGGGCUGCUCAGAAGCUCAGCUCUGUGACAUCCUCCCUCACAGAGCAGAUCCUGUCCCACCUUUUCAGUCAGGAGGAACUGUCAUCAAACACAGAUCUAGUGCAGUCUCACAGAGAGCGUAUCUCCAAAGCUUCUAAUCUGAUCAACAUAGAGCUCCUCUGGAAGACUUACAACAGUCGCAGAGACUUGAACAUUGAUCGCAACUGUACCUUCAAGUGUCCAGUAAUGUUGGUGGUGGGUGAUCAGGCUCCAUAUGAGGACGCUGCCGUGGAGUGCAACAGCAAACUGGACCCAACAACAACCUCAUUCCUUAAGAUGGCUGAUGCUGGUGGUCUCCCACAGCUGACCCAGCCUGCUAAACUGACUGAGGCUUUCAAGUAUUUCAUCCAGGGCAUGGGCUACAUGGCUUCGUCUUGCAUGACUCGCCUGUCCCGCUCCCGCACCACCUCCCUCUCCUCCUCCUACUCCAUGGAUGGGUCCCGCUCUCGCUCCCGCACCCUGUCCCAGGGCUCGCAGGGCGGCCAGAUGCCACCUAGCCCGUCCCAAACGAUGGAGGUGUCUUGCUGAAGAAAAAGAGUUCAAAAGGGAGAGAGAAAGCGAGAGAGAGAGAGAGCGUGAAUAAGAGGAGAGGGGCGAAGGCAAAAGGAAGGGAGGGAUGAAGCAUGAAAAUAAUGCAGGACGAAUGGGUUACUUAUUUGUCACUAAAUGACUCCCAUCAUUCCCCACACGAGCAGAAUAGGAACAGAGACAGGGAGAGGGAGGGAGAAAGAGAAAUACAGGGAUUUCAGAGGAAGAUAGAAACCUAUCCUCUACAUUUUGCACCACAUUCAAGUCCAAUCCUUCUCCUCACAUCCCCCCUCCAGCUGAAAACAAAGUGGAUUGGGCUGUUCUAUUAUGAAUAUAAGAACUAUAGGCAAGAAGAGAUUAAUAAAAAGCAGGGGAGGUGGGGAAAGAAAUGGCAACCAGUCCUCUCUCCCUCCCUCUAUUGGAGCCCCUGUCAGCCAAUAGAGCCCUUUACUUUAGAUAGGAGUGUGGCCUAUAGAGACUGCACUCCUCUAUGUUAACCAAUAGUAAUAAUUCUGAAAAUGGUAUUGUUGUUGAUGCUGAUGAUUAUGUUGUUGAGGAUGAUACUGAAGAUAAUGAUGAUGAUAAUGUUAUAGAAAAAAACAGUUAACACUUUUCUCUUUAUUACACAAUGAAUUUAAAAAUGACAUAGAUAAAAAAAAACAUACUAUAGCAGAUAUACUUAUAACAAUGUGUGUCUACUACUUUUUAAGCUAGUUCUUAUUAUGUUAUUUUUAUUUCUUUAAUCUGAUUUUAUUUUCUUAUUUGUAACCUGCCUCAGCAAGGGGCUGAAGCUACUGAUUGGUUGACCUGUCAUGUGGUAACAGCCAAUGAGAGCCAUUAUAGUGACUACUUCCUCCUUGAUGUUGCCAGGUUGUUUAUGUCUUCCAUUUGCCCUGUCUAUAAGUGACUGUUUUUGCUUUCCCAUUGGAUUUGAGGAGGUGGGCAGGAAGCUUUUACUUCUAUUUUACUUUUUUUUUCUGGACUGUUUGGAAGUUGCAUGCGUGGUAUCAGCCCAUGUGAAUACUGUCUUGAUAAUAUUUUUCUUUUAUAUUCUGCUAAUGAUUUGCGUGGAUUUGGGUGUGUGUGUGUAUGUUUGUAUGUGUGUGUCUGUGUGUGUGUGUGUGCGCGUGCUGCUUUGUUUGCUUGGAGUGUUUAGCGAACAUGAUGGUUGGCAGGUAAGCAUAGGUGAAACUGAGGGUGUUUGUGAGCUUUAGCUAGCUAGCACCCUAUCACUAAGACUAGUCGCACACUAAAUAGUGCUUCCAACAUUGCUGGCAGUCUUGCACUGCAUGUCUGAAUAUCCACACUUGUAUACUACAUACCAGGGAGCGUUACAUCACUAAGUAGCAUGCUAGUAUGGAUACUGCAUUUCAGUGUCAGGCGUGGCCAGAAGGGAUCACUGUGUCCAUCAUCUGGGUUGUAAUUUUUUAGCCUUGCCCAUGCACGGAUACCUCCUAACAAACCCAGCUAGCAUACUUGAGUUCAUGUGCGAUGUGAGGUAAAAUGAACACACGCUCCUCUCCGGCAACAAGCGGCUUUAUUCAAGCAAUGGGGUAAAGAGAAUUGUGUCUGCAAGUGAUUGUCGCUCUGUAUGUGUGUGUGUGUAUGUUUUGAAGAAAGUAGACAUGAGGUGUAUGGAAGUGCUUGUGUCCUGUAAGCAUAAUUAAAGUAACGGACGGAAAAAAGGUCAGGGUCCUAUAGAAAAGUUUAGUAUCAGUUUUGAGACCAACAAAACCCCCUGUGACUUAUAAUGACAAUGAACCAGCCCCUUCACUGCCACAACACUAAAAAAAAGGAUUUAGAAAUGGUUGCAUCUUUUGGUACAGACUGUUAUAGGUUAUAGGACGCAAAAGAUUUAGCGUUUUCCAUUUUGAGAGUAAAAAAUCAGCCAAAAAGACAACCAAUCUGGAAUUCCAGCCAAUGAGCAAUCUUACUGCCAAAACUAAGAGCCCCAAAAUACUAGCGAUGUUUUUGUCUAAAUUCUGCUAUCAGAAAUGCUGUGGGCUAAAUUUGCGCCUUAUAGCAGUUUUGGUGUCGGUAUAACUGAACCCUAGUUCCUCCUAAAUUGUUGAUAUUGCAAAAACAGAUCAACACAAAGCUUACCACUGCCCUGUCAAGUGUAGCCACUGGACUGACUUAAAGGACCCAUAUUUGGACCCAAUCCAAUAUCCUUGGAGCGCAUGUACAUUUUUAAGCGUAUCACCUCUUGUGCACACAUUUUCUGAUAUUUAUUUUCUUUAAUAAGCAGUAUAAUUUUUAUGAGUCAUUUGGAGGCUGCCUGUGUCUUUAAAAUACUGUUUAGUGAUCCUUUCCCAGACCUGUUUGAUAAAGAUGGAGCGAUGAUUUUGAUGACAGAUAAGAACGUCAUUAGAGGGCCUCAGAUUUGAGCUUUGAACCGAGUGGUACAUGGGAGAUAUUAAUGAUGGUAGAGAUGUUUUAAGUUACUUCCCCUCUGGCUCAUCAUGCAUAAGCAGCCUUUGCAACUCUAACAGCUGUUGCAUUUAAUGAGGCAAACACAAACCAUUACAUUAAAAUGAUUUGUGUUAUUGGUUGUAAAUGAUGUCCAACCAGGACGAUGCCAUGUUUUAGUUGCUGUUCAGAGGGCCUGAGUGUAGAAUGUAAAUGUUUGGCUCCUCCCAGACUGAAAUUAAAACUCAAACAAUAGGGCAUGGGAACCUCUACCAAAUAAGGGAUAACAGGUGGAGCCUAGAAAAUAAAAUUGCCAAAUAAGGAAAAAGGAGUGGUACUUCUUUGUGGAGAGAUGAGCAGGGCUGUGUGAUUGUAAAUGCUUGUCCGUUUUGUCUUUGUUUGUCUCUUAAUUUUUACUUCUAUCAUAUUUUUCUUUCCCCUCUAUGUUUUGGAAUUUUAUUUUUUUUGUUUUAUCUCUGUGAUGUGUUAGUUUACCGUCCCGAUGUGCUCACAAGUUAGUUAACUGUGUGAUAGUUCUUGUGUAACUUUUUUAGCAUUAGCGCUGAUAAGGGAGAAUAAUAUAAUUAACAAUAAAAAAAGAUUAAAGGUAAAGAGAAUACAAUCAAAUUUACUUGUGUGGCUAAUUUCUCUGUGUAACACAAUGAACAUCCUAAAAAGUAAACUUAAAUAUUAAUAAAAGCUUAAGAGAAA
Molecule: messenger RNA, 4568 nt
Organism: Lates calcarifer (barramundi perch)
Lineage: Eukaryota; Metazoa; Chordata; Actinopteri; Centropomidae
Gene: ndrg2
Product: NDRG family member 2
Exons: 17
Coding region: 342-1448 (368 amino acids)
Biological process (GO): signal transduction
Cellular component (GO): cytoplasm
Source: RefSeq, a predicted model, not a curated record